ACAUGAAUGACUGUGUUUCCGGCGACCGAGCGCAAGCCAUCGCCCACAUCUUUCUUUGUCCUUUCGUUGUAAUUUACCACGAUGAGUGAGCACAAGUUGUAGCACCACCAACGGAACGCACUGCGCGCGCACCAGCAGGUGUAAAGGUGAAUACCUUAUGAGCUAUUUCUGCCAUUCUGUAACAUGUGGUGGAAGAAGGCAGGCAGCUCCCGUCUGGCUCAACGAGACACUACAGUACCAUACGGCAAACAGGGCACGCAGUGGUCCGGGUGUUCAACGGUGUUGAGUGGCCCUCAGCAGCGACGGGAGGCAGCGCAUCGCAGCAACCCCCCGCCAGGUAGCGCUUUCGGACCCGACCAAACCGCUCCCCGAUAUAAAUACUCCCCGCCUCUCGUUGUCCUCCUCUUUUCCGACUGCAAAGGUACCUUUGCAGCUUUUCCAACUCUUUAUUUCGGCGCUGACCCACCUCGAUUACCCGGUGACCCUGCUACGUGUCGGUAUUUUUUGCAAAGCAGCACUCUGGACCGUCAACGCCUCUGCUCAACCAUCACCAUACCUGAAAAGCACACGAGCCUGCAAUUGCUUAGCUUGGGCCCCCAGCGUUACUUGUUUGUGGUGGCACCACUUGUAUAUGGUUAUGAAAAUGUGUGCCGUAACGAACAAGCGAGAUGCACAUCAGGAAACGCAAUUCAAAGCGCCCAGCCUGCCCAGUCUGUUGCUGCUCGCUCGCAGUCUCACACAUCCACUAACUCUGGAUCUGGAGCUUAUGAUCCGUCUCACAGCAGCAAAGAACAGCAUACACUCAGAGGCAAACCAAGUCUUGGAACUUGUAGCGAGGGAGGAAGCGAGCAACUGUGUCAUGUCAUAACACCAUGUGGCGUAAAUUCGGGCAGCACCAUGAUAACAAUACCUGCGUUGCGAGCAGUUUCACGGGAAAAUCUGCGGUGGGGCGCCAACUCGACUCGUAAAGUUCGUCAAAGGUUGGUUGGUGUGUGGGAUGAAGAUCGUGGCCUGGGAGCUUCCUGUACACUACCAGAAAUUCUCGCAAUGCAAUAACGAUCUCAGCUCCGAGAACACGCUGCGUCGUUCAAUCGCGAAGCAGUGACUGAUCGUUAAAGCCAUGCGACCUUCGGAAAAAGUGCCCGUUACUCAUCGUCAGACCCCCUAGAGUUCACCACCUCAUGGGCUAGCUGACCAGAGACAGAUAGAUCGUUGAUCCCGGAAACAAGUCCACGCAAGUCCUGGCAG
Molecule: messenger RNA, 1248 nt
Organism: Neurospora hispaniola
Lineage: Eukaryota; Fungi; Ascomycota; Sordariomycetes; Sordariales; Sordariaceae
Exons: 2
Coding region: 184-1056 (290 amino acids)
Source: RefSeq, a predicted model, not a curated record